Messenger RNA from Tachysurus fulvidraco (yellow catfish), 1371 nucleotides. Its product is annotated as immunoglobulin lambda-1 light chain-like. Bases 147 to 1166 code for a protein of 339 amino acids. The transcript is spliced from 8 exons. Lineage: Eukaryota; Metazoa; Chordata; Actinopteri; Siluriformes; Bagridae. The record is from RefSeq and is a predicted model, not a curated record.
GUGUGUGUUGAUCAAAGAUUUCUUAUUCUUGCUGAAUGGAAAAAAAAAAGUCUUUUGCUGGUGUUGGCUGUGUGUCAGAGGGAGGACGUCUCCUGCUGUAUCGCCCUCAUUGCAAAAGCGUCUGAUGCUUCCCUUUUCAUCUGGAGAUGUUUGAGAUAAGAGUGAGCGGGCGCUUCAGCAUGGCAGCUCGUCUGCUGCUCCUCUGCUGUGUCUCUACUCUGAGAACUUCUCUCUCGUCCGUGGUGCAUCAGUCCCCCGACUUCAUCUCUGUAUCCGUCGGUGACUCUUUUAAACUAAAAUGUAGUCGUGAUCUACCGAUAGCAUAUUGUUACACCUCAUUCUCCUGGUAUAAAGUCAACCCAAGAAGUGGAAAACUAGAUGAUAUCAGUAAAGAUAAUAAAGACCAGGCUGAAGAUGAUAAAUUAUCGUGUACCAGGACAAUCUUUAAUGCCCGAGUUCAAGACUCAGGUACUUACUACUGCGCAUCUAUACAUGAUAAAAUGUUGUUUAUUGGAACUGGAACCAGAGUCGUUGUCACAGACACGGGUCCCGUAAAGCCGACUGUGGUUCUGUACGCCCCGGUGCACGUGGAGGUGGAGGAGGAGAUGGAGUUGGAGGUGGAGGAGGACGCUCCCUCUGUUCUCCUGCAGUGUGUGGUGAUGGACGUCGUUCCCUCUCAGGUCAAAGUAUCAUGGUUGGUUGAUGAAGACGAGCGCACAGGAUGGACAGAUUCAGACUGGACAGGACAUGACAAUGCAGCCUCAGAAAACACUAGAGCUCAAAUCAGAGUCUCUGUAAAGGAAUGGAUGGACGCGACCAUCCAGUGUGUCGUGAAGUAUAAAAACCAGACCGUGUACCAAACCAUGCCACCGCGAAAUCACUCAGACUCGUGCACAUGGCUGCUGUAUGGAGGCUGCGGUGUCGCCGUCUUCACAAUCGCUGUGGCGAUCACUGUGGCUUUGUGUUUAAGAAAAGAGAAGAGAACAUUUCCAAUUAAAAGGCGUGGCGUCGGUGUGGAUGUUCAGCGUAAACACCGAGCUGAGGGAAAACAGGAAACGCUCAGGAACCAUCUACAGAAAUCUCCUAUGGAAGUGGAAUAUUCCAGUUUGAACCACGAAAUCUUCAAACGGCCACCGGCUGCUCCUCCUCCAUUAGAAAUAAAUUAACAAAAGUAUAAAAAUUUCUGUUUCUUUUCAUGUAUUUAUUGUAACUCAUUAAAUUUAUUUAUAAAACCUGUUUGUUUCAUGCCUGUAGGUAUCAGACUAAAAUGGCUCCAUUUUUUUAUUUUAUUUUUUUAGGAUAAUGUGUUAAAUUACUUUAAAAUAAAUCACUGGAAAUAAAAUGAAAUGAAUAAAAAAGUCUCCUGCUUUA